AUGGCUUACAAACCUGUGGAAAGACUGACGUUCUUUGAAAUAUUUAAGGCACGUUGCAGUGAAUCAGACCUGGGGCCUAUCAGUCUCAAUUGGUUUGAAGAACUCAGCGCAGAAGCACCCUUAUAUGAGCCUAAAUUGUUAGGAGAACUUGAUGGUCCCAUUGGCUGGCUUGAUCAAACAUCUUUUAAAACUCCAAGAGCAAAACCCUCCACAUACAGUCAGCUGGCAUCAACUCCACUGAUUUUUAAAGAAGAAAAUAUGAUAUUGCCACCUUAUUCUUCUCCUGGAAAAGAACUGGAUCAGAAAAAAAUAGGAGCAAGCAGAGAGAAUUUUAUAAGCCCAAGUAUCACAAGAAGAAAGAUAGAUCAAGAAAAUGAAAUACUUGCUUCUCCUCCUGGUACCUGCCGCAACUGCCUUGCUGCUAGUCCAACUGUUUUAAGGAAUACUUACAGAACACCUCAGAGAAAUAAUAUGCCUGGACCAUAUGUGAGCUUGUUUUGCACACCAAAACUUCUGGAGGUCAGAACUCCAAAACGUAUUUCUGAAAGUCUGGGAGCAGAAGUAGAUCCAGAUAUGUCCUGGUCAAGUUCUUUGGCCACACCUCCUACACUGGGUGCAACGGUGAUAAUAGCUAGAGAGAGUGAUUCUGUUUCUGGAGCAAAGCGACAGGAUGAAAGAGCUGAUAUAAUUUUGCACAACUUGUUUUCCGACCGUGAUAAAUGUCCUGGGAUGAGUGACAAAAGUAUGCUGUCUGUACCAGAGGCAGUAAAGCUAAAUGCUGAAGAUGACAUCAAAGAUUUUGAGUCGGAGAUGUUCGAUGGCUUAUUUGGUGAGAUGAAUAGCUUUGAGGAUACAUUCAACAUGCCUCCUAAGUCCAAUGGAACCCUCCAGCUGAUGCCACAUGCUCUGGAUGCAGUAGAGAAAUGUGAAAUAAACACAGAUAAAGCACAAGGAAAGGGUCAUGUUCCUUCCAAGCGGUCUAUUAGAAAGACUGGUAUUUCACAGGAAGUGAAAACUAGCUUGACUGAAAAAAGCCACUCACUUGAAAUGAAGGAUUCUUUACUCCAAAUCACAGAUGAAGAUACAGAGGAUGGUAAAGAUGGCUGUUUAAUAGGACAUGAAGAGGAAUUGGAGUCACUUAGGAUUGCAGGAGAUGCACAAAAUUAUAGAACACACAAGUCAUCUGAGAACGAGAAGCCUGUGACAGAAGACGUGCCAUCUUCAAGCCAGUGGUCUCAACUGAACUUAUCUGAUCUUGAUGUAACUCACUUGGAAAUGUCUACAUGUUGCUCUCCACCCUCUGACUUAUGUAGAGAGACAAAUUUAGAAGAGAAUUCAGUACUAAUGACCCAGGAUGAUGCUGUGGAAACAUCUUUACUGAAUACUUCAGGCUUGAUAAAAGCACAAAAGCUCUUAAGUGUCAAUUUGUCAGAAAAGUGCUAUGAAGCAAAAAAUUCUGAAAACAACUCAACAUCGGAAAUAACUCCAGUAAAAUCCGUGCCUCUGAGUGUUCAAGAUCCAAAGUUAGUAAAAGGAUGUGCAGCUGAGAAGGUUUCCAAAAUAAGCUUCUUAAACUGUAAUUCUUUUUUAAUUGAAAGUACAAAUGUCGCGGAGUAUUCUGUAGUCUACAAUGGCAGCUUUUCCAAGCAUUUAAAAGCAACUUCUAAAUCUAUCAUCACUGACGUUCUGUCUCACCCACUUGUAUGUAGUGCUACAUCUCCAGAUAAUUGCAAUGAUCCACAUUCAAUAAGUAGUGAAAAUACUCUUAAAAAGUCUGGCUUUAAACGGCUGAAUAUGUUAUCCAGCUUAAGAAAGAGAUCCAAGAGAUUUAUAUAUACAAUCAAUAAUACUUUACUGUAUCAAGAAGAAAAAAUAGAGAAAGAAGUAACCUCUGAAUCACCUAUUCAUCAUGUAUUACCACGUUUAGAAUCUGAUUCAUAUGAAUUUAAAGGCUGUCAUGUGGCCAGUGUUGAUGAGCAAGAUUGCUUGCUUCUUGCUGAGAGAAAGCGUUUGCAACCGAAGAUCAACGAAAAUAAUUUCAGCACUUGUGCUUUAAAAAUGGAUAGAAUGGGUAACUCAUCUGAUCAUUCCCUCAAUGACAGGCUGAAGCAACAAGACCUGAGAGACUUGAGGGAAAAUGCAAGAGAGGGCCAACCUGCUGCAUCAUUAAAACGCUUAGAAGUAUCUAAUACACAGGAAGAAGACAAAACAAAUUCUUUAAGUAGUGAAAUAAUUUCAAAUAUAAAACGUAAAGUUCUAACUUCAGCAUGCCUAAUGGCAAGAAAGCGUUCCAGACUUCUCCCUAAAAGCUGUUGUUUAGAGAAAGGCGAAGAAGACAAGUACAUGAGUGCUAAUGUGAACAAUGGAGCUACUGUACCUCGGAGCCUGAAAGAAGAACUUGCGUGGUCUUCUCCUAGGGAUAAUGAACACUUGAUUGAUGUGCACCAUGACACUAUGUCUGUGACAAAUGGUAGUUUCAAUAACUCUGUGAGUCAGAUCAACUUUGGCCUAAGUGGAGUCAGUAGUGACUGUUGUAAUAAAAUGUCAACUGAUAAAAGGCAUGGUACAGACCAGUGGUCACUAGUUGACUGUAGAGAAGUACUUGGACCUUUGGGAAUAAACUGCUCAGAAAAUGAUAGUACUGAAUUAAAACAAGGGGAGAAAACAUAUGCAGCUGCCUUUUCAGAAGUUGUAGCCAACAAUGAAGAGCCAAAGUCAGUUGAAAACAAUGAAAGCCCUCAAGCAGCUGCUUUCAAUAAUGUAGCUGUAGAGACUGCUAAUGAAUUGUUAGAUUGUAUAGAUGAUAAUUCUUUAAAUGAAGUAUUUUCUGAAAAAGAUAAGCAAGGAGCACCUAUGUAUUCCAGCAAAAAGCCAAAUGACAACCUAAAGUACAAAGGGAAAUCAUCAGUAAAUCUUAAUGUAUGCAGUGUGAAUCUGGGCUUUGGUGGCUUUCAGACUGCUUCCAAUAAGCAGAUUAAAUUCUCUGAAGUCAGUAUAGCAAAAGGCAAAAUGCUGUUCAAAGAUAUUGAAAAUGAAUGCUCUGAAGCCUAUUCCAUGGAAAGAGUCAGAAACUUUUCAAAUCAAGUUAAAAAGGAGAAUAUGUUUUUCUCAGAUUCAGAAAGCAAGUUGGGCUCUAAUUUAUCUGAUUCUUUAGAUUCACAGACAAGUUUUCUUGAGCCCAGGCAUACACAGUUUAUUCCAGAUAAAGUUGGCUUAUGUAAAAGCUUUCCUAGAAGUCCACAAUCCUUGCAAGAAACAAAUCAAACCUUGACAGCAAGCCAAGAAGCUGAAAUUGCUGAACUUUCGAGUAUCCUGGAAGAAACAGGUAGUCAGUUUGAAUUUACACAGUUUAGAAAGCAAAGUAACGUGAUACAAAGUCAUGCCUUUCAACAAUUAGGAACUGUAGAAACACGUGGAACAAAGAAUGUGGAAAAUAUUUCUGAAGCAAGGAAAGAUGCUGAUUUUUGUAACACUUUUAAAUCUGAAAAUCAAGUAAAAAGUGACAAGCAUUUUACUAUGCAGGAAGACACAAAUGAAGACUCUAAAGUGGUGGAAUAUGAGAAAAAAAAUGCGGUGGUUUUCCAUAAAAAUGACGGAAAGGUUACUUUUACUAACUCAGACAGAACUGAAGGUAGAAUAUCUGAUGAGAGAUUUCCAGUAGCUAAACAGGACAGCUUUUCUAAUUUUGUAGGCUUUACUUCAGCUGGAGGUAAAAAAAUAAACAUUUCUAAGGCUGCUUUGAACAGAACUGCAGAGCUCUUCAGGGACUUGGAUGAUGAUUACUAUUUGUUUAAAUCUUCUGGAACUAGUGCUAGAUGUCACGGUUCAAAUGGGCGUAUGUCUUCUAACUGUAAUUUUGUCAGGUGCCUGACAAAAGAAAACAAAGGAAAAACAGUUUGUGUUUCAGAUAUCAAAAGCAUAGAUGCCAUUUCCCCCACAGGUUCUUUUUCCCACCAUGCACAGAAAAAAAAUGAGGAAAAUAUUAGUACAUUGUUUAAGGAAAAUAUGGAAAAUCAGACAAAAAGCUCAAUAAAUUAUUCUGAAAAUGUUAAUUUCAAUAGUACUAACACUAUCAUCAACAGUUUAUCAUCCAUUAAAAAGCAUAACCAGGAUCAUAAAAAUUCCAAACUAUUUUUGAAUCAAGGAGCUUGCCAAGUUGAAGGCAGUCUGCAAGAAGACUCGUUAGAUGUAACAUGUCUAGGAGAUGCUCUUACAACUGCAGAAGAACAUAGUUUAAGUAUAUCAGAUGAAAACCUGUCUCCUAAUCAGAAAGGAGAAGACAGAAAGCAGGAAAAUGAACACUUGUCACAAAAAUUUCGAACUCCAGCUGGUGGUGAUAUAUCCAUUUCCAAUGCAGCUUUGGAUAAUUCUCUUCAAUUGCUUAAUGUAAAAUGUGGAGAAAGAGAUGUAAAUGUUUCGGAGAACUCUGAUAAAGAAAAGACAAAUAGUAAAAAUAUGGAAGGAGAAGACACCACCCAUGAUAAGAUCCUGUUAGUGAAUGAAAGCAGAAUAAAAGAAGGUUCUUACUAUCAUCAUCAAAUACCUUUCCAGCAAGAGGUGGAUGUUGAAAAAAAUGAAGUGAAGGGGAGUUAUCUGACUGGUUUUCAUACUGCUAGUGGCAAGAAAAUAACAAUCGCUGAUGGAUUUUUGGCUAAAGCUGAAGAGUUUUUUUCAGAAAGUGUUGAUUUCAGAAAGGAACAUGACAGUUUUGAGAACCCCUUAAAGAAAAAUAAAUGUGGUAAAGACUGCGACUUGCGUAUUGAAAGCAUCGCUCAGUGUGAUCCAGAAAAACUUAAUUUUAAUAAAAAGCUUGUUCCUGAAGAACCAGGAAAUCAAUUUAAGCAGACGAUAGAGAGCAGUCCCAUUAACCACGCUGUGAUUCUUGAUACUGUUGAAGUAGAUAAAUUGGUUAAUCCAGGUGAAGAUUGUGAAAAAAGUUUGGUAAAUUCAUAUGCACAUAAAAAAGCUGAUGUCGGACCUGCAAAGUCAGAAUUGGAAUCUCUUCCCAGACAGCAGAGUGAAGCUUUAAGUAGAACUCAGACGUCUGAAAAUGGAAAACUGUUUGUGGAGAGAGUGACAGAAUACUCAGCAAAAAGGAGGGAUGAUUCAGAAAACAUGCAAGAUUUUCCUGUGCACUCUGCUGCAUCUCUGCAUUUAAUGAAGGUAUCAAAUGACCUCGAAGAUAAAUCUGUGCCUGGAGUUACAAAAAAUACUUUAUUUGUUGAGGAUAGUAACAAUAAAUCUAAUCAAUCCCUCCUUUUAACUUCAAAAAGUAGCUCUUCUCAUUUGAACAGUGACAGUAAGGAAUUUGACUUGGAAUAUUUAAAUGAACCUCGUGCUGAUACAAACUGCUUCACAGACACCAUAGUUAAUGCUUGCCAAAACCAGUCACUAGUCAGUCUUCCUGAAGAUGAAACUAAUUUACUUAGCAGCUUAAAAGAAACAGUACUUAAUGUUGAAAAUCAAAAGGGUGAUCUGAAACAAACUGUGUUUAGUACAGCAAAAGGUAAAGCAGUUUCUGUUUCAGAAAGUGCAUUAGUAAGAGUCAGACAAAUGUUUCAAGAAGACUACAGUGAAUCUGUAAAAUGUGAAAUUGAGACUAACUCAAGAAUUAAUCAAACAGAAAUUGCCAGAAAUUCAUCUUCAGUCAUUCAUGCUAAGUGUUCUAAUUCCACUAAGUUUUUAAAUGCUACAAGAAGUGAAGAGAUUAAUUCAGCCACAUUCCAUUUUAUUAAAGUAGAUGCAAGUCCUAGUGAAAAUGGUCACCAAGAUACAAGCACAUUUGCAGAUGCAAAGUCUGUUUCAAAUUCUCAGAGGCGAUGCUUUGAACAGAGUAUUACGCCUUUAGGGCAGUUGCCUGUUUCAGAUAAGCAGAUAAAGCAGCCAGAUUCUUCUAUAAGCAGCCUUGGAUUUUUUAGUACAGCAAGUGGUAAGCCUGUACAACUAUCAGAAGAGUCACUCAGGAAAGCUAGACAGAUAUUUUCUGAAGUGGAAGGUAUUCAUUCAUUACAUGUAGAAGAAGCAUAUUUAGUUGAGGAAGGUGCUGAAAAGUCUGAAAUGCACUCUGAAGUAGUUCCUAGGAAAAUGCAGAUAGCGUUCCCAAAAGGGGAAGAAAAUGCCAGUGCUGAAUUGAUUUCGGAUCCAGUUUUUGGGUUCAACACUGCAAGUGGAAAGCAGGUAACAGUCUCUAAAAAUGCCUAUCAAAAAGCAAAGGCAAUUUUAAAAGAAUCUGAUGGCUUUUUAAGCAGUGGGCUUUGCAUUACAGAUCAACUUAGUUCAAUUAAAGAGAGUGGUCAACAUGUAAACACUCUAAAUGAUAAAGUGAUCCCAGAACCCAAAACUGAGAAAAGCUGCAGUCAAGACAUUGACUUAAAAAGCAUCUACCCUGAGGAAAUGAAGUCUUUUCCAAGCACUCACCAGGUCAAAAUGCCUGAGUACAUACCACAUAGUAAGAAAAACAAGCAGUUAACAUUAUUUAAAAAUAGCUUGCAGCAAGAGGAGACGAGGUGUUUUGGAAAAGGGCAGCUGAAUCUGGGGAUGAAAACAGAGUCAGAAGCAGGUUCAUGCAGUGCUACUGCUAAAGCACAAACGAAUAUUAAUCUUCUCGAAACUCCAAAAAAUUACUUGGAAGUGGAGGCUGUAGAAAGUGCAAGAGCUUUUAUGGAAGAUGAUGUUUCACAUUCUGGAACACAAAUUAAUGCUGCACAGUCCUUCAGUGGCAGGCUGGAUAAAAACUUUCAAAAUAAGUCCUUUGGGAAGAGGCACUUUGAAGAAAAAAACUCACUUGGAGAGCCUCCAAUUAAAAGACAGCUACUGCUUGAAUUUAACAGAACAAAGAAUCCCCCCCGAUCUUUGAAAGCUUUGAAAAGCACCCCUGAUGGCAUUUUCAAAGACAGAAGAAAAUUCAUAUACCAUGUUCCUUUAAAACCCAUAACUUGUCAACCUUUUGGGGCUACUAAAGAACGACAAGAAGUCAAGAAUCCUACCCUUACUCUACCAGAUCAAGACUUCAAAGGAUUCAAAUCUAAACCUGCCAUUUUUCAGCACCAUGCACUAUGCCACUCUUCAAAUGGUACUUCAGGGUUUUCUACUCCACAUAAGGACUCUGCAAAAGACAGCGAAGAAACGAGAAGUUUGUAUAAGUCUGGCAAAACUGUUAAAACUUUUAUUCCACCCUUCAAAACCAAGCUGACAUUUUCUACAGGUGAACAAGGCAGCAGCAAAAGAUAUGACUCACCAAUCAGCGAAAAUAUGACUGAAGAGACGGAAUUAAAUCAGAUCACAACUGAACAAAAUAUUGCUGAAUCUCAAGAUCACCAGUCUUGCAUCCAGCAUGCAGCAGACACUGAGCUAGAAGAUGGCAAUUUAGCUAUGGUCAAGAUGAUGACAAAUCUCCGCUGUGCCAGAGAUCUGCAGGAAAUGAGAAUUAAAAAGAAAUAUAGGCAAAAUAUUAGCUCACAGCCAGGCUGUCUUUAUGUCAUUAAAACAUCUGCAAGAAAUAGAAUCUCUCUGAAAACUGCAGUAGAAGAGAAAUCUCCUAGAUUUUAUUCUACGGAAGAGCUUUACACAUACGGUGUUUCAAAACAUUGCACAGAAGUUAACAGCACAAAUGCAGAAUCUUUCCAAUUUCUCAUCAAAGACUUUUUCAGUAAGGAGUAUUUAUUAGCUGGAAAUGGGAUGCAACUUGCCGAUGGAGGAUGGCUAAUACCUACAGAUGAGGGAAAAGCUGGGAAAAAGGAGUUUUACAGGGCCCUUUGUGACACUCCUGGUGUGGAUCCCAAGCUAAUAACAGAGGCCUGGGUUUACAAUCACUAUAGGUGGAUUGUAUGGAAAUUGGCAGCCAUGGAAGUGUCUUUUCCACAUGAAUUUGCUAACAAAUGUUUGACACCGGAAACAGUGCUGUUGCAGUUGAAAUAUAG
This is a messenger RNA of Phaethon lepturus (White-tailed tropicbird), 7919 nucleotides long. Its product is annotated as breast cancer type 2 susceptibility protein homolog. Gene Ontology annotation, biological process: double-strand break repair via homologous recombination; regulation of DNA-templated transcription. Gene Ontology annotation, cellular component: nucleus. The annotation marks the transcript as partial. The transcript is spliced from 16 exons. NCBI's taxonomy places the organism in Eukaryota, Metazoa, Chordata, Aves, Phaethontiformes, Phaethontidae. The record is from RefSeq and is a predicted model, not a curated record.